AUGGAGUACAUGUGGCAAAUUGAGCCUGAUUGGGUAACCAACUACAUGGUCGACAAGCGGAGCGGACUACUGGCGAUGCAACGUAUGUGCGAACGUCUCGCUACCCGCCAUGGAUUUACAUCUCAGAAGCCCCAAACGGCAAAGGAGAGCACGGAAGACCUCAAGCAAACUCGCGCUAGGCUUACUAUCAACUUCUGGAGAGACUUUGCUGCAUAUCAGCCGUCCGAAAUUCUCAACGUUGAUGAAACCGCCAUCAGCUAUGAUAUGCCCCCCCCCCACCCCGCGCGAAUUUGGGCAGGGCGUGGACGAAGGGAUGCUGCGCGGCUGGUCAACACGUCGAAGCAUGCGGGACGGAUGACGGCAGUGCUAACAAUUCGUGCAGACGGUAAUUGUUAA
Phytophthora nicotianae INRA-310 is the source of this 396-nucleotide messenger RNA. RefSeq lists its product as hypothetical. The transcript has 2 exons. The coding region runs from base 1 to 396 and encodes 131 amino acids. Lineage: Eukaryota; Oomycota; Peronosporomycetes; Peronosporales; Peronosporaceae. The record is from RefSeq and is a predicted model, not a curated record.